Molecule: messenger RNA, 810 nt
Organism: Phoenix dactylifera (date palm)
Lineage: Eukaryota; Viridiplantae; Streptophyta; Magnoliopsida; Arecales; Arecaceae
Product: zinc finger protein ZAT11
Source: RefSeq, a predicted model, not a curated record
GAGUCUUAUCCUCUCUCAUCACCCACCCAUUCUUCAAUCAUCGCCUUCUGAAUCCACCCAGCCUAGCAGCGAGCUCUUUCCUUGAUUAUAUAUACGUUUUACGAUUCUUUUAGUUCUCUGAGACAUGAAGAGAUUUAGAUUCGGAGGAGAAGAAGUCGAGAGCAUGAACAUGGCGAAUGUAUUGAUGCUGCUCUCUCGAGGAGGAGGCGGCGGCGGCGGUGGCAGCGGCGAAGAGAGUGAGCACUCGGCGCAGACAUCGCCGGGCCGAGUUUUCGAGUGCAAGACGUGCAACCGCCAGUUCCCUUCGUUCCAAGCGCUUGGCGGCCACCGGGCGAGCCACAAGAAGCCAAGGCUCAUGGCUGAGGGCCAGCUGCAGGGCGGCCUCGCGAAGCCGAGGGUCCACGAGUGCUCCAUAUGCGGGCUUGAGUUCGCCAUCGGGCAGGCCUUGGGAGGCCACAUGCGGCGGCACCGGGCGGCGACCGAGGGGUUCGGCCAUGGCCUUGUGGAGAAGAAGCCCGAGGGCCGGAGGGUGUUGUCCUUGGAUCUCAACCUGCCGCCGUCGGAGAACGAUAUUGAGUGCCGGAAAAUUGGCUUUGGGAUUGAGAUUGUAGAUAAGAUUCCCAUGGUGGAUUGUUUGCAUUGAUCUCUACCAUGAGGCCUUGCUUCGUUUGUAUUGGUUUGUUUUCUUCUUUUUAUAAAUAUUAUUAAUUACCAGCUGCAUCAUAUGUUUGAGAAUAGUUUCAUCUCCUCAUAUCCUCAUGGUAACGAAUUAAAAAUGUCGGCAAGAGUAUGAUGCUUGCCCUGUUCAAA